Molecule: messenger RNA, 2338 nt
Organism: Daphnia pulex (common water flea)
Lineage: Eukaryota; Metazoa; Arthropoda; Branchiopoda; Diplostraca; Daphniidae
Product: poly(A) RNA polymerase, mitochondrial-like
Exons: 6
Coding region: 140-2263 (707 amino acids)
Biological process (GO): mitochondrial mRNA polyadenylation
Molecular function (GO): poly(A) RNA polymerase activity
Source: RefSeq, a predicted model, not a curated record
GUUUGCAGCAGCAGCAGAAGACUCGAGUUAAAGGAAUUUUCCCUCUGAAUGGAUUUCAAGAUGUCAGCCCCCACAUGCCGAAUCUAACAAACUUGCUGUGCUAACAACAUUAGAUUAGGCCGUCAUUUGUUAUUUAGUCAUGCACUACUCCUUCAUAGAAUCCAGUCAACACGUCAGACUAUAUCUUCAUAAAGUGAAACUUAAAUUCGACGUCUUUAGAAAUGACAGGCCUUUUUCGACGUCAGCAGGAAUACCUAAAAUCGCUAAAAAUAUUACCGAAACAAAGUCAUCUACAGCUACAGGGGAUGGUAAAAGACAGCAUUUUGAUGAGAUGGUGAGUUUUCGGAAGAAAGAAGCCAGAUCUUCUGUUGUUAUUCAGGUGGGAAAUCCUUCUAAGCCUGCUACUUUGUUAAAUCAAGUGUGUUCCAGGCACGGAAAUGUAAAAAACCUGUUUCAUUACACUUAUCAAAACAAGGAGUUACUACUUUUAGAGUUUGAUUCUGAAGCAUCAGUUAAAAAUCUUCUAGCCAGCUGUUCUCACAACAAUAAUUAUAAAGUCAUCCCAGUUGCCUCACCUUUCCUAUGGCUAAAAGCAAUGCCACCAGAGUCAUAUUCUGCUGUAUCUUCCAGGCUUCCUCCAAUAAUCAAAGAAAAUGUUUCAGCAAAUGACAAUUUACAAGAACACCUCUCUAAUGCCAAAUCGAUUUCAGAACAAAUGAUGAUUUUGGAUGAUCAAACCCGUUUAUCAGAAAUUGGUCACAGGCUCAGGUGGCUAACCAGCAUUCAAAUCGAACAAACGUUAUCGCGUUUGUUUCCAAGUCUACAAGUGCUACCUUUCGGAUCCUUUGUCAACGGUAGUGCGCGGAAUGGUUGUGAUUUGGACAUGGCCAUCUCUAUUGAAGGCAAUUUUGGGUCCGAAAUAAUGGCUCUACAAUCGCCCCUCAUAUUCCAAGCUAAAGCUGCGAUAGACAAUUACAGGCUGCAGACGCAAAAACAUUUAGAGUUUUUCGCAGACGUGGUCCAAAAUUAUACAACAGGCUGUGUUCAGAUCCAACGGAUAAUGCGAGCAAGAGUACCUAUCAUAAAAUUUCACCACGAGUUUACCGGAGUUGAUUGUGACAUAUCAAUGUCAUUAUCUGGUGUUUUCAUGUCUGAGUUGUUGUAUCUUUACGACAAAAUAGAUUGGAGAUUUUGUCCUUUAGUGACAGCCGUAAGACAAUGGGCCGCAUGGGCUAAGCUUACUUCUCCAACACCCGGCAACCAAAUAACCAAUUUUACGCUAACUCUUAUGGUGGUGUUUUUCCUACAACGACGCACUCCGCCAAUUCUACCUACACUCGGAGAAAUGAUUAAACUGGCAAGACCUCACGUGGACACACGGCAGACCGAAGACAUUAACUGCACAUUUCUGCGCGAUCCUUCCGUGUUCCAAAAACGCAAGGAAUUAAAUUCUGAGUCACUUGAAGAUUUAUUUAUGGGCUUUCUGCGAUUUUUUGGAAGUUUUGAUUUCAACGAACGAUCUAUUUCUAUCAUAACGGGAGAUUCAAACAGGAAACUUGAUUCCAAGCCUCUUUACGUGCAAAACCCGUUGGAACGAGAGCUCAACGUUAGUAGAAAUGUCACGUUGACAGAACUUACUCGUGCAGUUAUGGAAGCCAGAAAUGCUCUUUACAUUUUGGAGACGCAAGAUCAUCAAAGCCCAGGAGAAAACUGGGGACUACUGACUCUUCCACGAGCAAAAAGUAUGCGUCAAAUCAAACAAGAUGCGACUCACCUGAAUUCUAUGAAUAUAAAUAUUGAAGACUUAUUUUGUGCUGAUUCGGACGAGGAGAUCGUGUUGAAUGUCAAGAAAGUUCCGGAUAAUGAAUCUUCAUCACCACAGACGAGCAGUCCAAUUAAACAGUCAACCGAAGAGGAACAUACCGUUUCAGGUUCCAAUGCCACGAAUGGAGUUUUCGGCAAAGUACAACAACAAAACGGACUGAAUGGGUCGACAAAGUUGGACAUGAGAGUUCUAUUUUCUGAAGAUCCAAACGUGCAGAUUAACAAUAUGGCUGAAUCGAAACCUUCUAAAGCUAAUAUCGUUUCAAAGACAUCACCUUCAUCAAUAAGGGCGCCUCUCGUUUCCUCUUCGAAUGCCACGAAUGGAUUUGCCGAUCAAGUACAAGGUAGAGCCAGAUCGAAAGUAAACAAAACACCGGCAAAUAUGGUUCUGAAAUCCGAAAGGAAUCGACGGCAUGUCGAAAAACAUAAAAUCAAGUAACACUUCAUUGAAUCGAAAAUUUGCUGAUGUACAGUUCGUAAACAAAAAUAAAAAGUUAAAAGAUGUUGUUUUUAA